This is a messenger RNA of Fraxinus pennsylvanica, 915 nucleotides long. The record is from the annotation of a GenBank genome assembly. Lineage: Eukaryota; Viridiplantae; Streptophyta; Magnoliopsida; Lamiales; Oleaceae.
AUGUUGUUCAAAGGUAAGAUCACGGCCAUAGUUGGUUGUGGGCCUACUCCGCAAUUCACAUUUAACAAAGUUUUCAUUUGGGACGAUUAUCGAUCUCAGUGCAUUGCUGAGUUCUGUUUUCGAUCAAAAGUCAAGUCGGUUCGCCUUUGGAAGGACCAGAUUGUUGUGAUCUUGUUAAACAAAAUAUAUGUGUACAAUUUCGAGGACUUAGAAUUGUUGCAUCAGAUAGAUACUAUGUCGAACCCGAAGGGGUUGUGCGAGGUAUCGCGGGAGUCAGAGAAGGUUUUGGCCUGCUUGGGACUCCACCAGGGAGAAGUUCGGGUGGAACAUUGCACCUUCAAACGGACCAAUACGAUAACCGCACAUGAUUCGCAGAUUGAGUGUAUUGCACUAACACACGACGGGAGGUUUUUGGCGACAGCGAGUACUAAGGGGACGCUGGUGAGGGUGUUUAAUACCUGGGACGAAUCGUUACUUCAUGAGUUGCGAAGGGGUUCUGGAAGAGCAGAGAUUUACAGCAUUUCCUUCUCUUUGGAUGCUCAAUGGCUAGCUGUUUCAAGUGAUAAGGCUACUGUCCAUGUUUUCAAACUAAAUGUCGAUUCACGGGCAGCAUCAGCAUCAGCAUCAGCAGCAGCAGCAGCAGGACCAAACAUUUUUUCUCCAACUCCUGCUUCAUUUCUCUCCCAAAUUACAGGUAUUCCCAAGUAUUUAAAAUCUCAAUGGUCUGUGACUCGGUUUCGACUGCCUCAAGAAGGUAUUCGAAAUAUUGUUACUUUUGGCCAGCAGCAAAAGAACACGGUGAUCAUUAUUGGCGUGGAUGGAAGCUACUUCAGAUGCCAGUUUGAUCCAGAGGCUCGUGGGGAGAUGAUCGAGGUGCAACACCUCAAUUUCCUUCAACCCGAGCAAAACUUUUGA